AUGGAUGCGUGCUUUGCUCGCACGGUCGUCCUUGUGGCCACCGUCACCGUUGCUAUGACGGUCGACUGUCAUCGGGCCCCUUCAAGUUCGGAGAAACCUUUGAAUGGCUACACUUCCCAAGCACUUGGCCAUGCCUACGAAGGCUUGAUCUUUGCUCAGGAAAAAGGAAACGACACGCCUCUACUGCAUCACAGCCGACGGCUACGCCAGAAUGGUUGGAAAAACCGUCCACACUCGCUGCAAGAGCAAGCCGGCAACUACAACACUCCACUAUAUGGGCUUGCAAACAUUGAAGAGAACUCUAACGGCUACGAGCUCUGGCAUUCUACAAGGACUCCAGAUAGGAGACUCGGGGAGGAAGCCAACGCUUCAUUUGCUCUUCUCAGUGCUUCUCCACCUGGGUCAGCUAAGAAAGGAGGCUCUCGCUCAAAUUUGCGCAAAAGCGGAGAAUCGGGAAAGGGAACAAGCAGCCCCAUUUCAAUUUUUAAGGCCAUUGGACGACCUUUCGCGUCAUUAGGCGCAGCCGCGCUGAGAGCUACUGGGGAAAUCAGGAAGCUCUUAUUCAAGCCCAAAAUGUCUUGCAAGUUGGAACUGAAAGACAAUCUGAUUGGAGGCCACGGUUCGCCUAUAGUGGCGAAGGCCAUUUCCCGGUUGCCGCUUCCAAAGACGGACAGGAGACUGUUGGCAGUAGAGGAGGGGCUCGAUGUGCAUUUUCCUAGAGACCAAGACAUAACCUUUGACUGUGUGGGCUACGACCAGAGCAUAGUUCUUCGGCGCGGUGCCCUGCUCGGAGCUGGCAACUUUGGGUACGUGUUCUCCCUUACCAGCAGGCAUGGUGCUCAGUACGCCGGCAAGAUCUAUGCCAUUCAGCAAAGCGAAAAACACACAAUGGACAUCGCAAAAGACCAGCUUAAAAUAUUGAAUUAUCUACCCCCAAACAUGGAUGCCGCUACAGCCCUCCACACUCUGCAUCUUUCGCUUCCUCUCUGUGUCAUAUCAAAGCGCUACGCCCCAGCUGUGCUAGACUUUCCCAACAAAAAGCAAAUCUUGAAUGCGAUUGUUCUGUAUCCACGACUCCGCAUGGACUUGGUCUAUCUCUCUGCUUCACUGUUCAACUAUCGCCCCGAAGACCGCGAAGUGCUGAUGAUUCUAACACAGCAGGUUGUAACAGCUGUCAACGACUUGCACAGCCUCCACCUGGUGCAUUUCGAUAUCAAGCCCCAAAAUUUUCUUCUCACCGAGAAUGGCAGUGUCAUGGCAGCCGAUCUUGAUGGUGCAAAGCGUGUGGGGUCGCCGGUGAUGCCCGUAUUGUAUACCAUCGCCUUCGCAGCCCCGGAGUUGGCUGAGAUUAUUGCGAAUAUCAAUGAAGACGCACAGGCUGAAUAUACCAUGGACUCGUGGCCACUAGGAAUGACAAUCUACUCCCUUUGGUGCCUAAAUCUGCCACUUUCCAAGGAGUUCCGCUCACUGCCUCCCAGUGACAGGCUCAUCUCACUGUAUAAGUCCCCCCAAGAUGCUCUGCUAUUCGACCAGGAAUGCACGGCUAAGAUGCCACCAAUGGUGCUCGACUUAAUAACCAAGUUCAUGAAAAUCAACCCUAAGGAGCGCCUAACGCCGGCUCAAGCAGUUGCAUCACACCCAGUAAUGCAGCGAAAAUCUGAAGGAGAAGCAAUAAAACCACUCAUCAACUCAAGGUUUCCCGCAAAAGCUUCGGCACCGUCAACUGUUUCAACUGAUACAGGAGGGCCCAGUCUUACUUCCAGUUACGUGUUUGUGACACCAAAGAUGGUGGAAGCUGGCCAAAGCUUCGAGCAACAGGUCGCAAAGACUGCCAAGACAGAAAACACUGGAUUCGAACUUGUUGGAAGCUACUUAAGAAAUCUGAGGCCUCUAAAUGACGCGCAGUACUUCGCCGCAUCUGCGCACAGUUCAGACGCCCUAUGGGAUGAGCGCCGAGAGGUACCAGAGGGACACUCGUCUGAAACUAACUCAGUUUAG
Messenger RNA from Eimeria tenella, 1998 nucleotides. Its product is annotated as Rhoptry kinase family protein ROP17, putative. Gene Ontology annotation, molecular function: ATP binding; protein kinase activity. The record is from RefSeq and is a predicted model, not a curated record. Bases 1 to 1998 code for a protein of 665 amino acids. Lineage: Eukaryota; Apicomplexa; Conoidasida; Eucoccidiorida; Eimeriidae. Gene Ontology annotation, biological process: protein phosphorylation. The transcript has a single exon.